This is a messenger RNA of Symbiodinium sp. CCMP2456, 547 nucleotides long. NCBI's taxonomy places the organism in Eukaryota, Dinophyceae, Suessiales, Symbiodiniaceae. The record is from the annotation of a GenBank genome assembly.
GUCUGAUUACCCCGAGUAUUUGGAGUUGAGGCAGUAUCUGGGCAACUUCUCCACUCAUCGGAACUUGCCGUGCUUCACCAUCUCCAAAACCUCCUUUGGAGAGGAUAUCGGCCGACCUCUUCCGAGGACGAAGACCUCUGCGGACCACCUGGCGCCGGGCCACUAUCCUGUUGAUCGCGACUUUCCAACCAAGCGGAGAUAUGAGGAGGUGCCAUCUGGUUGGCUGACGAGGAGUGCGCGCGUGAAGCAGGUCUUCAUGCCCUACGAGGAUCGCAGCCAAGCCUUCCAGCGCCUCCUUCCUGGGGUCAAGAACCCCGGCCCUGGGCAGUACGAAGAAGGCAUGAGGAAGAAGCCCGUUCGUUCUCAGGAAGGCACUACACCGGAGUGGACUCUUCCGAAGAGCCAGGCGGCGACCGGCAGGCCUCUGCCGAGGCAAGUUACGGCGGCCGAUCAUUUGGGUCCUGGUUUGUACCAACUGCCGAAUCGCUUCACGGAACUCAGCUGGCGCAAAGCUAAGACCCUGGAGCGCGUGGCAAGGACCAGUCGA